AUGGCAAAUCGCUGGCAGCAACAAGAAACAUGCGACGUCUCGGCGCUCGCGAAACCCUUGGAGUUCAACUUUUCAAGGCGGGUUGCCAAGAAUCGCUUCAUGAAAAGCGCCAUGGCUGAGUCUUUGGCGACCUGGAGUGCUGAUGAGCCAGAACAUAUUGGUAUUGCCACGGAACAAUACGCCAACCUUUACAAACGGUUCGGGGAAGGUGAUUGGGGUGUCAUAGUCACAGGCCAAAUUGAUAUUGAUGCUCGCCUGUACAAUCGUGGCAAUAUUGUCAUCGGCAAGGAGCAUCAGCCGAUUCCAGGGGACCUACGAUUUGAACGUCUGAAACAAGCUGCCGCAGCUGCAACUGCUCAUGGCUCUUUGAUCCUUGGACAAAUAGUUCAUGUGGGCAGGCAAGUUGAUGCUAGGGUAUCAGCGGAGACAAUCUCGGCAUCCCCUAUCCCGUUGGAGCCAAAGUGGGGCAUGACUUUUGCCAAGCCCCGCGAGGCUACAAAGGCCGACUUGUCAGACGUGAUCGAAAGCUUUGCCCAUGCAGCUUGGUACCUCGAACAAGCCGGUUUUUCUGGUGUUCAAUUACACGCAGCUCACGGCUUUUUGCUAUCGGCAUUCCUCUCCCCGUCCACCAACAAUCGCACUGACGAGUACGGAGGAAGUCUAUAUAACCGUACACGUUUGAUUCUAGAGAUUAUGAGAGCUAUCAAAGCCAAAGUAUCGCCCAAUUUUAUCCUGGGCAUCAAGGUCAACAGUACCGAGUUUCAGGAGAAUGGCUUCACUGGAGAAGACGCAGUGACUCUUUGCAAAGCACUGAGUGAUGACCAAUUUGACUUUAUCGAAUUGACCGGAGGGACCUUUGAAGUGCUCCACUUCGAAAAGAAAGCUCUGAGUACCACUACUAGAGAGGGCUUUUUUCUCGAAUUUGCAAAGUCAAUUAUACCUGUACUCGACAAGACAAGGUCCUAUACGUCAGGAGGCUUUCGUACUAGUUCUGGUAUGGUGAGCGGAAUCGCUACAGUUGACGGAGUAGGCUUAGCACGUGCUGCAGCACAAGAGCCCUACUUGCCAAGGGACAUUCUUUCUGGGGUCAUCACGGCCGCUAUCAGACCCAUACAACCGUUUUUAGAGGUGCACCAUAUUUCGCUUGCCCUAGCAGGUAGCCAGAUUCGUGAAAUUGGCAUGGGUCGAGAUCCUCCUGAUAGUAGCGAUUGGGAGAAGAUUCAAGGGGCGCUGAAGCAAUUGCAAGCUUGGACUAAAACCGACGUUGGCAACAGACAUGGCAUUGGUUGGCUUAAGCUUGAUCUGGAAGCAUAG
Molecule: messenger RNA, 1314 nt
Organism: Fusarium proliferatum ET1
Lineage: Eukaryota; Fungi; Ascomycota; Sordariomycetes; Hypocreales; Nectriaceae
Exons: 3
Coding region: 1-1314 (437 amino acids)
Molecular function (GO): FMN binding; oxidoreductase activity
Source: RefSeq, a predicted model, not a curated record